UUUGGAAUAAGCACUAAUAUCCAUGAACCCUCCAAGUUGGAAGGCCGUUGGUUAGCGCUAUCGAGCAGUGCUCAAGCUGACUUUCAUGCUGUGGAAUGUCUCAGUACUCCUUGUCAGUUUUGUGCUAGAUUGUGCACAUCUGACUGUUCAAAAUCUGGUUUAGUUGGUGGACUCGAUCGCAUAACUUGUGCCCACAAUUUCCUUGUUCCAAUUGUCUUUGCCCGAAGUUCACAAAUACUCUGAGAAUGUCAUGUAUAACCCAGGCACGUAGCCUGGGGAGGGUAGACGUAGACUCCACGGGCAAGUACACCCCGCUCCGCCCACCCCUAAACAAACGGUGUGACACGUUAGUUCUAGCUUGUCGUGUGGCCUGUUGGAUUCGGACCCUAGCCUGCAAGCGACCAAGUAAUAGUCCGUCUUUACGAUUUUAGUUUAGCUCAGCUGGUGCGCUGGCUGGAAGGCUCUGAGUGCGGAAGAAACAUUUGCGCUCAUCGAAGUCAUUAUUUUGAAUGUUUGUUAGUUAGCGGCCCUGUACAAUACCGAGCACAACCAUUGGUUUCAAAGUGUUCCGCCACGACGCACUCCGAAGAACCGGUGCGAGCCGUGCGCCGAGUCCGCAAGCGGAGUGGAUUGCUGGCGUUUAUCCAGCAGAAACGGGAACGAAGGAGCGGCGACCAUGGCUUCUCCUGUCACCACCGUGUUGUCGACUGUAGCCAUUCUGCUGGUUCUUCUUCCGUGCAGCAGCGGACAGAUCCCACCCGUGGUAUUGGUCAAUGACGUCACUGGAGUCGCCGGUGAACGGAUUGAAAUCGUGUGUCGCAUCCGCAGCGAUCCACCACCGGCGACGAAUCAAGUCGCUGUGGUAUUGAGCAGCGGUAUCUUGGUGGGACCUAUGGCGUUUUCCUUUGUCAGUGAGAUGCCACGCAUUACUGACUUUUUUUUCCAGAUCCAGACUGCCGACCUAGCCCUUCAUGCAGGCCCGGCAGUCUGCCGCACCAGAGUAACUCUUGAUAGCGGAACAGAAGAGGUUAACGGUUCCUUCAACAUCGCUGUUCUCGUUAUGCCCGUGGUUCGAAUAACCCCACCCACCCAGACUGUUCUGAAUGGGACUAUUGCAGAACUAGUGUGCGACACCACAGCUGGUACACCACCAUUCCUCUUCUCAUGGUUCUUGUUCUCAACCGAGAUCACGGUGGGCGUCACGAGCAACGCUACGACGUCCACACUGCUGGUUGAUACGGCCAUGAUGCAGACCAGGUCCCGUUCCUACACAUGUAGGGUGACGCUGGAUCAACCACUCCCGGCCAAUCAGCUUUCUGGAACGGACGUGGGCACUCUGCUGACGGACUUCCCACCCGUGGUCUCGGUCAAUGACGUCACUGGAGUCGCCGGUGAACGAAUUGAAAUCGUGUGUCGCGUCCUCAGCGAUCCACCACCGACGGCGACUCAAGGUGUUUUGGUAUUGAGCAGCGGUAUGGUGGUGGGACCUAUUUCGAUUUCCUUUGGCAGUGGGACGCCACGCACUACUAUCUUUACUUUCCAGAUCCUGACGGCCAACCCAGCCCUUCAUGCAGGCCCGGCAGUCUGCCGCACCAGAGUAACUCUUGAUAGCGGAACAGAAGAGGUUAACGGUUCCUUCAACAUUGCUGUUCUCGUCGUUAUACCCGUGGUUCGAAUAACCCCACCCACCCAGACUGUUCUGAAUGGGACUAUUGCAGAACUAGUGUGCGACACCACAGCUGGUACACCACCAUUCCUCUUCUCAUGGUUCUUGUCCUCAACUGAGAUCACGGUGGGCGUCACGAGCAACGCUACGACGUCCACACUGCUGGUUGAUACGGCCGUGAUGCAGACCAGGUCCCGUUCGUACACGUGUAUCGUGACGCUGGAUCAACCACUCCCGGCCAAUCAGCUUUCCCGAACGGACGUUGGCACUCUGCUGACGGACUUCCCACCCGUGGUCUCGGUCAAUGACGUCACUGGAGUCGCCGGUGAACGGAUUGAAAUCGUGUGUCGCAUCCGCAGCGAUCCACCACCGGCGUCGAAUCAAGUCGUUUUGGUAGUGAGCAGCGGUAUUGUGGUGGGACCUUUUUUGGUUUCUGCUUUCAGUGGGCCGCCACGCACAACUAUCUUUCGUUUCCAGAUCCAGACGGCCGACCCAGCCCUUCAUGCAGGCCCGGCAGUCUGCCGCACCAGAGUAACUCUUGAUAGCGGAACAGAAGAGGUUAACGGUUCCUUCAACAUCGCUGUUCUCGUUAUGCCCGUGGUUCGAAUAACCCCACCCACCCAGACUGUUCUGAAUGGGACUAUUGCAGAACUAGUGUGCGACACCACAGCUGGUACACCACCAUUCCUCUUCUCAUGGUUCUUGUUCUCAACCGAGAUCACGGUGGGCGUCACGAGCAACGCUACGACGUCCACACUGCUGGUUGAUACGGCCAUGAUGCAGACCAGGUCCCGUUCCUACACAUGUAGGGUGACGCUGGAUCAACCACUCCCGGCCAAUCAGCUUUCUGGAAUGGACGUGGGCACUCUGCUGACGGACUUCCCACCCGUGGUCUUGGUCAAUGACGUCACUGGAGUCGCCGGUGAACGGAUUGAAAUCGUGUGUCGCAUCCGCAGCGAUCCACCACCGGCGUCGAAUCAAGUCGUUGUGGUACUGAGCAGUGGUAUGGUCGUGGGACCUUUUUCGAUUUCCGUUGUCAGUGGGGCGCCACCGACUACUACCUUUCGUUUCCAGAUCCAGACGGCCGACCCAGCCCUUCAUGCAGGCCCGGCAGUCUGCCGCACCAGAGUAACUCUUGAUAGCAGAACAGUAGAGGUUAACGGUUCCUUCAACAUCGCUGUUGAUGUUCUGUUACUGGAUGGAAGUGGCACGGUGUUCCGAACAAUGUACCGCGAGAACCAGCUUGCUCCCACCAUUCUCUCACUGCAGCAUUCAGCCACUCUGGUUGGAGAGUCAGCCGCCUGCCAGACGUCCAUAGAGCUAACAGCGUCUUCUGGUACCUUGGAUGAUGUGGCAUUCGAGAAGAUCUUCCCCACCAAGGCGGUGAUGUCACCUAAUAUUAUGAAGACAUUCUUACCGAGACAAUUGGUGUACACGUCAACAGAUGGUAUGCCAAUCUCGACCGAGGAUAUCUUGACCAUUGUCCAAAACACGGAGUACGCGAACAGUCGCGAGGAAAUAUCCAUGGCCGACCGAGUGGUACUUUGGGAACUUCGAGACUGUGAGAGCAACGUCAUAGCGACAGCAGAAACAUUCAUUGGAAUCGAACGUGUCAACGACAACCCACCUGUGGUGAUAUUCAACAUUUCUCCAGGCAUCGUAUGACGAGCAGAAUAUUAGCUAAUGCCAAUGAUGUAAAAUUCAAGAAUUCGUAAUAUUUGUGGGCCGUGCUAACUGGCAUCCACCUCUCUGCAGCAUUUUACCUUGCUAUUUGUGUUACUGUUUGCAUGCAAUGGGCGUAGUUAAAUCGCUACUCGUGGAGUUCGUCAGCAGCUACUUCGAAGUAGAUUCUUUCUUUAUUCUUUCAAUAGCUAUCUUUCUCUAAUUUUCACUUCCAGUCUCUCUCUCUCCCUCCCUCUCUCUCUCUCUCUCUCUCUCUCUCUCUCUCUCUCUCUCUCUCUCUCUCUCUCUCUCUCUCUCUCUCUCUCUCUCUCUCUCUCUCCCUCUCUCUCUCUCUCUCUCUCUCUCUCUCUCUCUCUCUCUCUCUCUCUCUCUCUCUCUCUCUCUCUCUCUCUCUCUCUCUCUCUCUCUCUCUCUCUCUCUCUCUCUCUCUCUCUCUCUCUCUCUCUCUCUCUCUCUCUCUCUCUCUCUCUCUCCUCUCUCUCUCUCUCUCUCUCUCUCUCUCUCUCCUCUCUCUCUCUCUCUCUCUCUCUCUCUCUCUCUCUCUCUCUCUCUCUCUCUCUCUCUCUCUCUCUCUCUCUCUCUCUCUCUCUCUCUCUCUCUCUCUGUCUCUCUCUCUCUGUCUCUCUCUCUCUCUCUCUCUCUCUCUCUCUCUCUCUCUCUCUCUCUCUCUCUCUCUCUCUCUCUCUCUCUCUCUCCCUCUCCCUCUCUCUCUCUCUCUCUCUCUCUCUCUCUCUCUCUCUCUCUCUCUCUCUCUCUCUCUCUCUCUCUCUCUCUCUCUCUCUCUCUCUCUCUCUCUCUCCAAGUCUAGUGAUGUCCACUCUCGGCAUCUCUUCUCGAAUCAAGAAAUUCGAACCCUCCAAAUAUCUGGAUUUUCCUACUCCCAGGUCGCUUAUGCAUGUUUACAUAGCAGCGUGUUUGACAUGAUCUUGAAGUAAUCACAACAAGUCUUUAAUUUUGUACACUCCUCUCUUAAAAACCAGCACUCCCGAAGUUUUGGGAACUAUUUUGACGACUAUCCUCCGAGGACAAUAAUUA
Molecule: messenger RNA, 4384 nt
Organism: Sycon ciliatum
Lineage: Eukaryota; Metazoa; Porifera; Calcarea; Leucosolenida; Sycettidae
Product: titin-like
Exons: 12
Coding region: 677-3331 (884 amino acids)
Source: RefSeq, a predicted model, not a curated record